Tribolium castaneum (red flour beetle) is the source of this 800-nucleotide messenger RNA. RefSeq names its product Spase 22/23-subunit (gene Spase22-23). The record is from RefSeq and is a predicted model, not a curated record. Gene Ontology annotation, biological process: protein targeting to ER. The transcript is spliced from 3 exons. NCBI's taxonomy places the organism in Eukaryota, Metazoa, Arthropoda, Insecta, Coleoptera, Tenebrionidae. The coding region runs from base 212 to 751 and encodes 179 amino acids. Gene Ontology annotation, cellular component: signal peptidase complex; membrane.
UAAGUCCAAUUUCCCGAUAAAACCAACAGUUCAAACAACGAAAUUCGAAAUAAGUUCUCCAGCGACAUCUCUCCACGAAACGCUCAGCUACCUAGAAACUUUCGGUUUCUUCGAACCGUGGAUUGGCACCCUAAAACUGGAUUUACGUGUCACUUGUCACAGUUUUAGGUUAGAAAAUAAAUAAUUACGUGUAAAUCCAUAUUUCCGCAAAAUGCAUUCGGUUUUACAACGCGGAAACGCGAUUUUGGCGUACGCCCUCAGCGUCCUCGCUUGUCUGACCUUUGCCUGCUUCAUCUCGACCGUAUUUCUCGAUUACCGCACGAAUGCUUCGAUGAAUACAGUCAAAGUGGUUGUGAAAAACGUGCCGGAUUAUAGCGCGUCCAGGGAAAAGAACGACUUGGGCUUCUUAACUUUCGAUCUUCAGACGAACUUGACUCAUCUCUUCAACUGGAAUGUGAAGCAGCUGUUUUUGUAUCUCACGGCCGAGUAUGAGAGCGCCAACAAUAAACUGAACCAGGUUGUCCUUUGGGACAAGAUUAUUUUACGUGGCGAAAAUGCCGUACUUGACUUUAAGAAUAUCAACACCAAGUAUUACUUUUGGGAUGAUGGGAACGGUCUUAAAGCCAAUAAAAACAUCACUUUGACUCUCUCCUGGAAUAUUAUACCCAACGCUGGAUUAUUGCCUAAUAUUUUCGCCCAUGGCUCACACUCUUUCAAGUUCCCAGAGGAAUACACCACUUCUAGGAUGUAAUAAGUUAUUUGUUGUUAGGGAUUUUUUAAAUAAAAGUUUCACCGAUUAA